CCAAUUUUCUGUUAUUCCGCACUAAAGAAAUCUCAUCUAUCUCAUCAUAUAUUACUUCAUCUAUUCUAAUUUAUGUACCAUAUUAUUCUUUUUAAUUCAUUACAAAAAGAAUGUCACGUUCUCAUAAUAAUUUGUACUAUUAUUUUUCUUUUACACUUAGUAAAAUUAUUUAUAGCAUGCAAAUGAUAAAAAUGUUUUAGAUCAUACAUAUCAAACAUUUUUCUUCUUGGUAUCAAGUCAAAUAAUGUGACAUAAACCGAAACAGAUGGAGUAUUAUCUAAUGUCACAUGAGCUAAAAUACAAGUAUUUACUUUAAGUACACCAGCCAACUGCAUCCAUGGUGGUCCCAUUUGAUUUUGCUUAUUCAGACAAGUCUUAAUUUCUCUUAACUUCCUCAUAUGUCUCUAUUUACUUUCAUCCUCUAAAUCAGCCAUGAAUUGAAUUAGAAGAACAUGAGUAUGUGUUAAUUUUUAUUCUCUGCUACAGUGGAAGAAAGGAAGUGAUGGAGGGGAAAAUUGAGCCAGUAGCCAAGGAGCUACACGAUAACAAUACUAAUAAUAGUAAUGGGCUUCACUGUGAAACAAAAUUGAAGCAGCAGGAAGGAAAAUCAGCAACACAAGAGAUCCAAUUACUACAUUGCGAUGACACAAUCAGUGAACAAGACAAAAAGAAGAUUUCUAACUUGAGAGCUGUUGUUGAAAAGCAAGAUCCUUCUUCCAAGGAAGUGGAUGAUUUUGCGAUAAGGCGGUUUCUAAGAGCAAGGGAUCUGGAUGUGGACAAAGCUUCAGCAAUGCUGUUGAAAUACCUGAAAUGGAGGAGAAGUUUUGUACCAAAUGGAUUCAUUUCACCUAGUGAGAUACCAAACGAGAUAGAACACAACAAAAUGUUCUUGCAAGGUGUGGACAAAUUAGGACGCCCUAUUGCUGUCGUUUUUGGUGGCAGACAUAUGCAGAACAAACUAGGAGGCCUUGACGAGUUCAAACGAUUUGUGGUUUUGGCGUUAGACAAACUGUGUUCAAGGACGUCACCAGGAAGGGAAAAGUUUGUGGUAAUCGGGGAUCUCAAAGGUUUUGGCUAUUCCAAUAGCGAUGCUCGUGCAUACAUUGGGGCUCUAUCCAUUUUACAGGAUUGCUAUCCUGAAAGACUUGGAAGACUGAUUGUGGUUCAUGUCCCUUACCUGUUCUGGACAUUGUGGAAGAUUCUGUAUCCUUUUAUUGAUAACAACACCAAGAAGAAGAUCUCCUUUGUGGAAAACAAACGACUCACGGAAACUCUACUUCAAGAUAUUGAUGAAAGCCAGCUACCAGAGAUUUAUGGAGGCAAAAUGCCAUUAGUUCCCAUUCAUGAAGCCUAAGCUAGUAGUUACACGUCUUUACUAUCCAGAGCUCCUUUUUGAGGAGUUUCAGGUAAUGCUCUUGAUAAGAAGACAAAGUUUGUACUACGAUUAUACAUUUGUAAGCAUCUAGCUUUUACAUAAAAGAGGAUUAAAAUAUUCUCCCCUAA
This is a messenger RNA of Capsicum annuum, 1503 nucleotides long. Its product is annotated as phosphatidylinositol transfer protein 3. The record is from RefSeq and is a predicted model, not a curated record. The transcript has 6 exons. Lineage: Eukaryota; Viridiplantae; Streptophyta; Magnoliopsida; Solanales; Solanaceae. Bases 503 to 1354 code for a protein of 283 amino acids.